Molecule: messenger RNA, 1266 nt
Organism: Haemonchus placei
Lineage: Eukaryota; Metazoa; Nematoda; Chromadorea; Rhabditida; Trichostrongylidae
Source: the annotation of a GenBank genome assembly
AUGGGCAAAAAGAAGGCAUUUUUGGACAAGAAGAAUGCUAUUCACUACCGUCUUGUCCCGAAAACGGCUACGGAAAGUGCUCCUGAUGAGAGCAGGCGAGUUACGUUGACAGAAGAAGAAUUAGAGGAAAGGCACAAAUAUGGUAUCUACUUCGAUGAUGACUAUGAUUACAUGCAACAUUUGAGGGAUAUUAGAGAGACAGGAACGUUACAAACGUUGGAAGAAGCCGCCGAACAAGAGGAGAGGUUCAUUUUACGUGCGCCCAAGAUGCCACCAGCUAUUCCUUCAGUUCUCUUCGACGCUACGAAUGUUACAUUGAAAAACGAUGACGAUGAAGUUUUUGAUGAAGAAGUUGAGAAGGCUUUAGAGGGUGAUUUCGAAAAAGAAAUAGAAGGAGGCCUUGAAGACGAUUUUGUGAAGCUCGCCGGAGGAGUUAUUGAUCCUGCACCGAAAGCAGCUUACCUUCCAAGACAACAGGCUUCACACUUUGAUAGCGACGAAGAGGACGAUGAAGAGACUGAUUAUGAUGAAAAUGAUGAAGAACAAGAUGAAGAAGACGAAGAAAGAUCACGAUUUGAAGUGCAUCGCGAUGGACCUCGACGAGAAAUCGAUGAUCGCUUUGAUCAGUUGCUCGAAGCUGACUAUCAUGAUGAUCAAAUGGGUGAAUUGGAUGGAGAUGACAACCUUAUAAGUGGUGCACUUGAACCAACGGAUGAACGCGUAAAAAGAAUGAUCAAAGAAAAUCAUGUUGGACCAGUUGACGAUGAAGAAGCGUCGAAAGAGUGGACCAGGCAACGAAUGCGACUCAUUGAAUCCAAUGUUAUACAAGACGACCAAAUCAUGGAAAACGUUGAGGUUGAUGAAUCGUCAUCGAAGCGGCUCAAGUGGGAUUGUGAGUCAUACGCUACCCAAUACUCGAACGUUUACAAUCGCCCAACGCUCAUUCAAAAUCCAAAAAGUAACAAGUUGUCUCGUCGCGCACUGAAACGGCUGGAUCGAGAAACAAUGGAGGUGGACCGUAUGGAUGUGGAUCAAGAGGAGAUGCCUAGCGAUGGCGAUGAAAUGUUGAGCCAGUGUACGGAGGCUUCUACGUACAGACCUAAAGGAGAAACGCCUGAGCAGCGUCGACUUCGUAAGCAGGCUGUCAAGGAAGCACGUCGCUUCCGGAGACAAGAGAAGAAAGGGAACAAGCAAGCUUUUGCUGAGGAACACAGGAAGGUCGCUCGGCAACAAGUCGGUCAAAUUAAAACGGUUCCAAUCGUUUGA